Athene cunicularia (burrowing owl) is the source of this 4294-nucleotide messenger RNA. RefSeq names its product solute carrier family 4 member 2 (gene SLC4A2). Gene Ontology annotation, cellular component: basolateral plasma membrane; plasma membrane; apical plasma membrane. Gene Ontology annotation, molecular function: solute:inorganic anion antiporter activity; monoatomic anion transmembrane transporter activity. Bases 1 to 3846 code for a protein of 1281 amino acids. The record is from RefSeq and is a predicted model, not a curated record. NCBI's taxonomy places the organism in Eukaryota, Metazoa, Chordata, Aves, Strigiformes, Strigidae. Gene Ontology annotation, biological process: regulation of intracellular pH; monoatomic anion transport; transmembrane transport. The transcript is spliced from 21 exons.
AUGGGGGGACUGGGGAUACCAGGGGUACACGGGGAGGCCAGGGCACCUGGGCACGCUGCUAUCCAGGGCACCCAUAGCGAGCGGGGUGCAUCGGGUGCUGGCAGCUUGGUGCUGAGGCCCACUGCCAUCCCACAGCCCGAGCAGGAGGCGCUGGGCGCCGGCUCGCCUGUGUUCGGAGAGGAGGAGGAGAAGGACCUGAACAAGGCGCUGGGCGUGGAGCGCUUCGAGGAGAUCCUGUGCGACACGCACCCCCGUAACGCCGAGGAGGCCGGGCGCAGCUAUGGCGAGGAGGACUUCGAGUACCACCGCCAGUCAUCCCACCACAUCCACCACCCCCUCUCCACGCACCUGCCCCCUGACACCCGCCGCAAGAAAGGGGCACCGAAAAAGGGCAAAAAGAAGCACCGCCGUGCCUCCGUUCCCGGUGAGACACCCACCAUCGAGGAGGCCGAAGAGGAUGAGGAUGAGGUGUGUGACACGGAGACGGAGCGGUCAGCGGAGGAGGUCCUGCAGCCUAGCCCGCCCGAGGCAGUGCAGGAGGAUGAGGUGACCGACCGCCAGGCAGAGGAGCCAGUGGCUCCUGCGGCGCUGCCCGGAUCCCCUCCGGACCCCCGGCGCUCCACGUCCCCUGGGGAAACCCGGGCAGGCAGCCCUGAUAUGGAGGAGGGAAGUUUGGUGGAGGGAGCGGCCGCCGCUGUGACUGGGUCUCCCGGUCGCCCCGUUCCCAAGUCACAGCCGGGGCACCGCAGUUACAACCUGCACGAGCGGCGGCGGAUCGGCAGCAUGACAGGUGCAGAGCAGGACCGGUACCAGAAGAUGCCGACGGACGAGUCAGAGGCCCAGACGCUGGCCUCAGCUGACCUGGACUACAUGAAGAGUCACCGCUUCGAGGAUGUGCCAGGGGUGCGCCGGCACCUCGUCCGGAAGAGUGCCAAGGCACAGGUGGUCCAUGUCAGCAAGGACCACAGGGAGCCCAGCACACGGCACCGCAAGCAGGACCGGCAGCCCCACGAGGUCUUCGUGGAGCUGAACGAGCUGGUGGUGGACAAGAACCAGGAGCUGCAGUGGAAGGAGACGGCGCGCUGGAUCAAGUUUGAGGAGGACGUGGAGGAGGAGACGGACCGCUGGGGCAAGCCGCACGUGGCUUCCCUGUCCUUCCGCAGCCUCCUGGAGCUGCGCAAGACCCUGUCCCACGGGGCCGUGCUCCUCGACCUGGACCAGAAGACGUUGCCAGGGGUGGCUCACCAGGUGGUGGAACAGAUGGUCAUCACCGACCAGAUCCGCGCUGAAGACCGUGCCAACGUGCUGCGGGCGCUGCUGCUCAAGCACAGUCACCCGAGUGAUGAGAAGGACUUUUUCCCCCGAAACAUCUCGGCCGGCAGCCUGGGCUCCCUGCUUGUGCACCACCACAGCACCAACCAUGUGGCUGAGGGUGGUGAGCCAGCCGUCACUGAGCCCCUGAUCGCCGGCCACGCCACAGAGCACGACACACGGGUCGAUGUGGAGCGGGAGAGGGAGGUCCUCACCCCCACGCCCCCAGCUGGUAUCACCCGCUCCAAGUCCAAGCACGAGCUGAAGCUGCUGGAGAAGAUCCCGGACAACGCUGAGGCCACGGUGGUGCUUGUGGGCUGUGUGGAGUUCCUGGACCAGCCCACCAUGGCCUUUGUGCGACUGCAGGAGGCGGUGGAGCUGGAUUCAGUGCUGGAGGUCCCUGUCCCUGUGCGGUUCCUCUUCGUGCUGUUGGGACCCAGCAGCACUCACAUGGACUAUCAUGAGAUUGGGCGCUCCAUCUCCACCCUUAUGUCUGACAAGCAAUUCCACGAGGCUGCGUACCUGGCUGAUGACCGCCAUGACCUCCUCAAUGCCAUAAACGAGUUCCUGGAUUGCAGCGUGGUGCUGCCGCCCUCUGAGGUGCAGGGCGAGGAGCUGCUGCGCAGUGUCGCCCACUUCCAGCGCGAGAUGCUGAAGAAGAGGGAAGAGCAGGAGAAAAGGCUGCUGCUGGAGCCCAAGUCCCCCGAGGAGAAAGGUGCCAUCGGGGCGGGAUUGGGCUGGGUGGGGGCACCCGGUUGGCAGGGUCUCACUGUCUGUCCGUCUGUCUGUCCACGGGGCACAGCGCUGCUAAAGCUGAAGGUGGUGGAGGGUGAGGGUGAGGAAGAGGAGGACGAUCCCCUUCGGCGCACGGGCCGGCCCUUUGGGGGGCUGAUCCGGGAUGUGCAGCGGCGCUACCCCAAGUACCUGAGUGACUUCAGGGACGCGCUGAACCCCCAGUGCAUCGCGGCCGUCAUCUUCAUCUACUUUGCUGCGCUGUCACCGGCCAUUACCUUUGGGGGGCUGCUGGGGGAGAAGACGCAGGACCUGAUCGGGGUGUCUGAGCUGAUCAUCUCCACGUCGCUGCAGGGCGUGCUCUUCUGUCUGCUGGGCGCCCAGCCCCUGCUCGUCAUCGGCUUCUCGGGGCCGCUGCUCGUUUUCGAGGAGGCUUUCUUCACAUUCUGCACAUCCAACGAGCUGGAGUACCUGGUGGGGCGCGUCUGGAUCGGCUUCUGGCUCAUCCUCAUCGUGCUGGUCAUGGUGGCGUUUGAGGGCAGCUUCCUGGUACGCUUUGUCUCCCGCUUCACCCAGGAGAUCUUCGCCUUCCUCAUCUCCCUCAUCUUCAUCUACGAGACCUUCUCCAAGCUGGCCAAGAUCUUCCAGGAGCACCCCCUGCACGGCUGCCUGCGGGCCAACGGCACAGAGGCAGAGGCGUGGAGGAACACCAGCACAGCCCCGGCCAACAGCACGGCUGGCCGCACCGCCGCCAAGGUUACGGGGCAGCCCAACACGGCACUGCUCUCGCUGGUGCUCAUGGCAGGCACCUUCUUCAUCGCCUUCUUCCUGCGCAAGUUCAAGAACAGCCGCUUCUUCCCGGGACGGAUCCGGCGGCUCAUCGGGGAUUUUGGGGUGCCCAUUGCGAUCCUGGUGAUGGUGCUGGUGGACUACGGCAUCCAGGACACCUACACGCAGAAGCUGAGCGUGCCCAGCGGGUUCUCGGUGACGGCCCCAGACAAGCGGGGCUGGGUGAUCAACCCCUUGGGUGAGAAUAACGACUUCCCUGUCUGGAUGAUGGUGGCCAGUGGCCUCCCCGCCAUCCUCGUCUUCAUCCUCAUCUUCAUGGAGACGCAGAUCACCACGCUGAUCAUCAGCAAGAAGGAGCGGAUGCUGCAGAAGGGCUCCGGCUUCCACCUUGACCUCCUGCUCAUUGUGGCCAUGGGUGGCUUCUUUGCGCUCUUUGGGCUGCCGUGGCUCGCCGCAGCCACAGUGCGCUCCGUCACACACGCCAACGCCCUCACUGUCAUGAGCAAGGCCGUGGCACCCGGGGACAAGCCCAAGAUCCAGGAGGUGAAGGAGCAGCGAGUCACCGGGCUGCUGGUGGCCGUGCUUGUUGGUUUGUCCAUCGUCAUCGGGGACCUGCUGCGGCAGAUCCCGCUGGCUGUGCUCUUUGGGAUCUUCCUCUACAUGGGUGUCACCUCCCUCAACGGCAUCCAGUUCUAUGAGCGCCUGCAGCUGCUGCUGAUGCCCCCCAAGCACCACCCUGACGUCACCUAUGUCAAAAAGGUCCGCACACUGCGCAUGCACCUCUUCACUGGGCUGCAGCUGGCGUGCCUGGCCGUGCUCUGGGCUGUCAUGUCCACGGUGGCCUCGCUGGCCUUCCCCUUCAUCCUCAUCCUCACGGUGCCACUCCGCAUGUGCCUGCUCAGCCGUGUCUUCACCGACCGGGAGAUGAAGUGUCUGGAUGCAGACGAGGCCGAGCCCAUCUUCGAUGAGCGGGAAGGUGUGGACGAGUACAAUGAGAUGCCGAUGCCGGUGUGACCGCAGGCCAGCUGCCAGCUUGCCGGCCAUGGCCAAGCUCCCCCCGCGUGGGGAUGGGGGGGGGCAGCGGCCACAAAUGGGCACCCCACGCUCCCUGUGCCUUCGGCGGAGGGGACACACACACACACACACCUGCCAAAGAGACACCGGCCCACGGCCUGGCCCCACCAGGGACCCCCCACACACACCCAGGAGGGGCACUCAGUCCCCCCCGCCCAGGCACGUCCUGACUACGCCAUGGGGCAGAGCCCCCCCAAACUCACCACCCCAGUCGUCCCCACCCCCACCCCAGAAGACCUGCAGGCCCUGGGCUCCCACCAGACAAUCCAGUGUUGCCUAAAUCCCACCGUGUUUUAAGAGAGUAAUUUAAAUAGCAAUAAACAGCUUUAUAAGGAACAUGGUGGGCUGGGGAGGGGGGGCAAGGGGGAGCCCUGGGCCCCAUCCCCGC